Messenger RNA from Coccomyxa subellipsoidea C-169, 1001 nucleotides. Its product is annotated as transcription elongation factor SPT4. The coding region runs from base 279 to 626 and encodes 115 amino acids. The record is from RefSeq and is a predicted model, not a curated record. NCBI's taxonomy places the organism in Eukaryota, Viridiplantae, Chlorophyta, Trebouxiophyceae, Coccomyxaceae. The transcript has 3 exons. Gene Ontology annotation, molecular function: zinc ion binding; RNA polymerase II complex binding. Gene Ontology annotation, cellular component: DSIF complex; nucleus. Gene Ontology annotation, biological process: positive regulation of DNA-templated transcription, elongation; regulation of transcription elongation by RNA polymerase II; mRNA processing.
ACUUAAGGGUAGUAGCUUCUCAGUCCACGGAAGAUUUAAUUGCUGCGGAUCAGGGAUUUGAAGUGUAAAAUUUCUUAGAGAAUCAAUGGCUGACCAUCGAUGGUCCCUCCAAGAUUGAAGAUGCCAAAAGAGAGCUUUGCUAUAUCUCCAAUUAUAUUCAAUCCCGUGACGCAUCUCAGUUGAGCCCACCCCGUUGCGGAUACAGGGCAAGCAGGCCGGAAGCUUAUGGGGCGCCUGUAGCUUAGUUUGUGCUCUGAUAACCAUACUUCAACAGCGAGAUGAGUGUCGACAACCAUGCGGAAGUGCCCACAGACUUUGGGAAGAAUCUUUGCGCGUGCAUCUCCUGUCACCUUGUGAAGACACUUGAUCAAUUUGCAGGGGGCGGAUGCGAGAACUGUGGUUUCCUUGGAAUGGAGGGUGACAAGGACCGCUGCUUGGAGUGCACAACAGUGGCCUUUCAGGGCAUGGUGUCUGUCAUUGACCCAGCUUCGUCAUGGUGUGCCAAAUGGCUCCAUCUCUCAAAGUUGGUGCCAGGCUGUUAUGCGCUGUCCGUGCAAGUGGAGGUGCCGCCUGACAUAAAGGAGCUCAUGGCAGAGAACGGGAGAAGAGUGCUAGAGGUAGGGUAAAUGAAAGGCUUUCUUCCAUGUGAGGUGACCAGAAUAUCCAGGAGGUAGCAGAACGCAGUAGUCCAUUGUCUGUGAGGAGGAUCCAGUGUGACGCCUGCGUCUGCCAGAUGACACAGGGCCGAAAAGCUAAGUUGGAGGGGACGUAUGAAUCUAUCAUCUGUUGUACAAGCUUAAGGUAGACAUCCUUCAGGACGUAAGGGGCCGUAUUGUUUUUGGGAUUUUGUGUUGACAUGCAAAGAAUCCCAAGCAAGUCAAACCUGUCUGCAUAGCUACAGGACCAUUGCCAUGCAAAUGACAGGAGAACAUGAAAGUGAAAGGGACUGCGAAAGACGCAUAUCCCCACUUGCUGGCUACGUAUGUAAAUCCUGAUCUCUG